AAUGUUAAUUUAGCGAUGUAAGGAUUAAAUUAACGUGAUGUGAAUAUGAAGAUCCAUAUUAAGUCAAUAUACAUUGUUCUUUUUUAUUUAAGUAUAUGUCCGCAUCAGUUUUGGAGGAUGCAUGUUCACUACGUCAUAAGAAUAUGUGCAUGAGUUUAAGUGUAGGACUACAAAACAAAUAUUGAUCAUAUAAUAACGAUAAAUAUAUAAAUAUAUAAGUAAAACCAAAUGAUGAAUGUUAGAUGUUUUAUAGUUUGUAUACAAAUGAGAAUAGGACAUAAAUAAUAAAUAUUAAAUAAACAUUAAGUAUUUGUGUGUGAAUAUAUCCAUGCGACGAAUAUGAAAAGUGCUCCGUGAAUUCUGUUGUAUAUCAAUCGAUCUUUAAGAUCGUAUUAAUAACAUAAAGUAGGUGAUAAUAUGUAUGUAUAUAUAUAUAUAUAGGACUAGUAUAAAAUCAAAUGAUUUAUUUGUUCAUUUGUAUUAUCAAUAUCAUCUCAUAAUAAACUAGUUGAAUCUCUGUAUGAAUCAUUUAAUGUUGUUGUUGUUGCUGUUGAAUAUUUAUUUGUACGAUUAAAACAUAUAAAUAUCGUCGGCGAGAUUUUUUCGUUGAGUACAAUGUACUUUUAUGCAAACAAUAAUAAGAACGAUAAGAAUAACGAAUAAUAUUGUUAAUAAACAUCCACUAAUGAUGUCAAGAAUAAUAAUCUUCUUUGGAUACAUCAUAUAUCUAACAUGUGAAUGUAUAUUAUCAAUAGUAACAAUAAUCCAUGGAUGUUCUGAAUCAUAACAAAGAUGAUUUGUUUUGGAAUAUUUUUUAUUUUUUAUUUUUUAUUUUUUUCAUGAAUUGUUAGAAGUGUACCACCACUUUCAAUACCAAUAGGUGGUUCAAUAAAAUUAAUUGUUGGAUUUACAUAUGAUAUUAUUUGA
Molecule: messenger RNA, 927 nt
Organism: Rotaria sp. Silwood2
Lineage: Eukaryota; Metazoa; Rotifera; Eurotatoria; Philodinida; Philodinidae
Source: the annotation of a GenBank genome assembly